GCUCAGCCCUGUUCUGCAGCGCAGCUCGCGAUCGAGUGCAGCCUUCUCCACCUCGCCAACCUCAAAGCGCGUGGUUUCGCCUGGCACACGAACAACCCUGGCAGCCAGCAGCACUGGCAUAACGCCGCGUGGGCCUCGCCGAUCCCCGUGGUCUGUCCCGGACAGGAACACCACAGCGGCAGCUACAGCGGUGGCUACAGCGGUGGCUACAGCGGCCUCAUCGACCUCAUCGACCUCAGCAGUCUCAGCCACUUCGCGCCCGCACCGGCAAGUGCCGCCGGGCUCAGGCCCAGGGCUCAAGAGCUGUUCGCAGCCGCGGCUUCCGCAGGCAUCGCAGGCAGAUGUCCCGCCACCUUCGCCUGGAGCUCCCGAGAAUCGACGGUGUCAGAGUGUCUCAUCAUUGGAGUCCCCAGCUUUGUGGGCUGCGGCCAAGCAGUGCUGGAAAGUCCUGGACUUGCUCGACCCUCUGAAGGCAUCCCUGACCGGCGUUUUGAAGCCUGCAGGGGGAGGGAGAGCUGAUGUGAAGCAGCCGCCUGCCAGCGAUGUGGAGAAGCUGCGUGGGCGUUGCACUGACAUGGCAGCAGCCAUGAAAAGCUUGCAGAAGGUCCUCAAUGAUCCAGCAGGUGGAAGGAUGCCGGAGGCUUCGCAGAGCGAUGGCGGCACGGGCAGUUGUGCUGAGCCUGAG
Symbiodinium pilosum is the source of this 685-nucleotide messenger RNA. The record is from the annotation of a GenBank genome assembly. Lineage: Eukaryota; Dinophyceae; Suessiales; Symbiodiniaceae.